AUUUUGUUGUGUGGCCAUUCAGAUAAUAUAGAGCUAGUUGGAGCAGACGAUUCUCAGGACACGAUAUUGGACGUUCGCUGUUGAUUUCAGGACCAGUUUUACUUACCACAAUGUCGGGCCAGUCGUACAGAGCGACCAAGUCGGGAUUCGCCGCGGAAGCACAGUCUAAAAUUCUGAAGAAGUACGACCCUGACCUUGCCAAGGACGUCCUGGAGUGGAUCAACAAGGUUCUGCGUCACGGCGGCCACGACCAGCUGGUGGACGCCUCCACGGGCGAGAUGCACCACUUCGCCCAGCAACUCCACGACGGCGUCGUCAUCGCCAGGGUAGCCAAUGUGAUAGCCCCCGGGUCGAUCCCGGCUAACAAGCUGAAGUCGGCGCCCACCAUGUCCUUCAAGCAGAUGGAGCUGAUCGGGCUCGCGAUCGAUGGCUUCAAGAAGUUUGGCGUGCCUGAUCAUGAGAUGUUCGCCACAGUCGACCUGUACGAGAGCCAGAACUUGAACCAGGUCGUGUGCGCCCUGUCGUCCUGUGGACGCAAAUUGAGUGGGCCCUUGCAUUUUGGUCCCAAAGAAUCAGAAGCGAACGUAAGGAAUUUCAGUGAAGAGCAGCUAAAGGCUGGUCAAAACGUGAUUGGCCUUCAGAUGGGAACAAACAAAGGCGCCUCACAAGCUGGUAUGAACAUGGGAAACAUGAGGCAUAUCGUUGACUGAUCUCCAUCCUGACCCUACCAGACAUUAUAGACAUUCUCUUUCAGUGCUAUAGACUUUUCAUUCGCAAAACACUUAAUUUCUCCUUAGUGGCCUUAGUGUGAACACAAAUCUGCAGAUAUUUUUGGAUUAGCAUUCACAUUUUUUUUUGCAUUAGUAGAUUCACAUAUAUAUCUUUGUGAAAACAAGAUGUUUGCAGCUGAUCUACAUUCAGAAAACGUUUUUUUUUCAUUAGUACACUCAACUAAUAGAUCCUUAUGAAAAACAAUCCUGCUGCUAUUUCUGGAUUUAAAAUCACAAAAAUAUUUUUGCAUUGUUAUACUUACAAAUAGAUCUUGUUUGUGAAAAAGUCUACAGCUUUUUCUGGAUUUUUAUUCAGAAAAGAUUUAUUCUUGUUUGUGGACUUGAAAAUACAUCUUGUGAAAACUGAUGUCUGAUUUGCAGAGUUUUGAGAAAGUUAAUGUGGAUAUCACAAGACAAGUUACAUAUCUGGAAUAUCCGGACGUGAAUACGCUGACUAAACAGCUGUACCCUGGAUGGAAAGUAAAUGUCUUCGUGUAAACGUUGAAGACCUUUCGCUGAUAAUGGAACUAAGUACGGAUUCCAAUAAUGCAUUUGUAAAUUCCACAGGAGAUAUGACAAUUUACUUCUUGUUUAAUCCGUGCAAAAAACACCAUCUGAUUUGUCCACUGCCCAGAAAGAACUGAUCUGCAUAAUCUGGACCCUGUUUAACGCAUUAUGUCAGGCGGACGACCGUUUCACUACUUGCAGGUUGUUUAUUUUCAAUCUUAUUUAGUUUGUGGUCUAAAUAAUUCACAUAUAAAAAUCACUGGAAUUAUCAAAUUUGGAAUAUAGAUAUUAGUAUAUAUUAGCAACAAGAAGCUCGCUACCAAAUAUACCUAUGUAUGUUUGAAAAAAAGUUUAAAAUAAAUAUGUAGACUUAGUUACUACGGCCGAACGUAGACGAACGUUAUUUUCAACAAAAAGAUUUUACUGGCUUUUGUUUAUAUAUAAUUUCCACUUUGUACGCGUUAAAUAUGAUCCAAAGUUUGUGAUAUACCAAGUCAUAAUAAAUAUCGACACACAAUAGUUUAUGUACUUUCACUAAAAUAUUUGUAUACAUUUUACCAAUAUAGUUACAAUGCCUUGUAGCAGGUAGUAAGUUAUGUGGAUUAUACAUUGAAACCGUUUCACAUUUUAUGAUUUUAUAUCACACGUGUUUAGCAAGCCACUUUACAAUGACAGUGGAAUCAAAAUACAACCAUGUGAUAGUGUGUUUAGCUUUGUUUAUGUCCUUUUAUAACCUAAAACGAUUUUCAUUGGUGACGUCUGUUAGUAGUUGUAAUUCUGCUGUCAAGUUUGGGACCAAUUUAAAAUAUAAAUAUUUUCAUACAUGUUUUUUUAUGUUAUUGACAUUAAUGUCUGUUUUUGUAUUAUUGUUUAACACAUUAAUUUGUGCUAUGAAUGGGACCAAAAAUUGAAAGCUAAAAUUUGUUAAUUAAUGUUAUAUGUUAGGAUAUGUCAUGUUUAAUAAUCACUUCUUCCCAUCUGUAUAAAAUGUACGGUGGAUUGCCAGGUUUUCUAUUCUUGGUUUUCCGUCUUUUAAAGAUAUCAACCACAAUGUGUUGUCUUGUACUAAAUGUAUCAAUGUUUCUUACUACUUAGCAACAUGUUGCAUUCUUCAUAAUGCAUAUCUCGUUUCUAAAGGCGAUUGAAAUAAAUAUUUUAUGAAUCUCA
Molecule: messenger RNA, 2444 nt
Organism: Gigantopelta aegis
Lineage: Eukaryota; Metazoa; Mollusca; Gastropoda; Neomphalida; Peltospiridae
Product: myophilin-like
Exons: 4
Coding region: 111-710 (199 amino acids)
Molecular function (GO): protein binding
Source: RefSeq, a predicted model, not a curated record